AUGGAUAAUAAAGAAAUUGAAAUUCUGAUGAUUGGCCUGGAUAGUGCCGGCAAAACUAAGCUGCAUUAUACCCUAAAACAAGGUCAUGUUGAAAGCACCAUACCCACUUUGGGUUACAAUGUCGAAACAAUUGAAUACCAUGGAAAUAAUUUCACAAUUUAUGAAAUUGGUGGCCUCAAUACUGUACGGAUUUUAAGAAAUUUUUACACUGAAAAUAAGUCGGCUGUCAUUUAUGUCCUUGACGUGGCCGAAAAGGAGCGUUUUGUCGAAGCUAAGGAGGAUUUACAUAACGUGUUUGAGUGCAAUAGCAAUUUGAAUAAUGCAGUUCUAUUGGUGUUGGGAAAUAAAUUAGAUUUAUGCCCGGAAUUCGAUCUUAGCAGUUUGGCUGAAGUGCUGCAGUUAGGGGAUUUAAAACAGAAAUGGAGUGUACAUGGAAUAUCUGCGGUGUCGGACGGUCGUGAAAAACUAUGUGAAAUAUUUGAGAUUUUAUUGAGAAUGUUAAAAGAGAAAGAUAAUAAAACAGAAUAG
This is a messenger RNA of Musca domestica (house fly), 528 nucleotides long. RefSeq lists its product as uncharacterized. The transcript has a single exon. Lineage: Eukaryota; Metazoa; Arthropoda; Insecta; Diptera; Muscidae. The record is from RefSeq and is a predicted model, not a curated record. Gene Ontology annotation, cellular component: cytoplasm. Gene Ontology annotation, molecular function: GTP binding; GTPase activity. Gene Ontology annotation, biological process: intracellular protein transport; vesicle-mediated transport. Bases 1 to 528 code for a protein of 175 amino acids.